GGAUCUGUGCAAGCUUGGGCCAAAUGACAAUGACACUGUUAGAGGACAGAUAGUAGGUAAGUGAAGCUUUCAAUCUUUGAGUUCACUUGGAGCUGAGCAGUAGCUGUAGAAAUACCCUUCCUAGACAUCAGGUUUCCGUAUUUAUUUAUUUUUUAAAUUCAGCAUCUAGUGCCAGAGACACUCGGACCUACAGAUAAAAGUGUGAAUGCAGAGAAUUGCCAAAUGUAAAAACAAAAUACAUACUGUAGUAAAUGUUGGGAGAGUUAAGAUGCUACAGAGGUCAUAUGAAAACUAUUUAGGAAGUGUUGAAUUUCUCAGUAAACAAAAGUAGCAGUUUAAUCCUUGAACUACACAUUUCUUGUCCAUUGAGAGCUCCAGCAAAGUCGUGCUUCCUGUAUGUUUUGGGCAAGAUUAGAACAUCUUGCUGUAGCAGGAGUGGGUUUCUGUUUGGGGCUAUUUGGUCAAUUCAUUUUGGGGUAUUAACAGGCCUGUCUCCAGUCUUGGUAAUUGUGCUUUAUCAUUCUAUUGCUCGUGAGCCUUAAAUAAUUUAAGAAUGAAAAAAUAAUUUCUUAAACCUGAGAAAUUGGAAAAAAUGAAGCAUCCACAAAUGACUUCAUAAACAUUUUGGUGCAUUGUGAGUUGUUUCAGAAAACAGUGUUUUGAAUAGGUACCUUCAGAAGUCAAAAAUAGGUAGAUCAGGAGAAAAAGUCUUUCUGGCAAAAUGUUGAUGAAAGUUUUUGGAGGUAGGGGUGAAAAAAGUGAGUUUGCAUGUUCACUUUUAUGUUCAAUUCCUGCUUCAAGUAAUAUCCAAACAGCAUUCUGUAUUGUCAGCCAGAGAAAACAAUCAGCUUUCCUCUAGGUCCUGUUAAAUAAUACCUACGGCUUUAUCUCUUCAUGUUGCUUUAAUAAUCUGUGUAGCAUCUGAUCUGUGAGUGUUUGCAUGGUAUUCAGAUAAGAGUAAGGUGGCCCAGUAGGGUCAAGCGCUGUUAGAAGUGGAGUUGUAGGUGCACUGCUGAUGCUUCGGACCAUUCCUGAGCAUUACGUUUUCCGUGCAAGCUUACACAAAAGAACAGAAGUUAAACCAGACGUUUUUCUAGGCAGUUCAGCUUGCUUUUUAGUUUUUGCUCCAGUAUGCUGGUCCCCUGAUCACCCAGGCUGUGUGCAUCUGUGUGGGUUUUUUUUUGUUUUGUUUUGUUCUGUUUUUCUGAGCUGCUUUUUCAGAAGAAUCUGAGCACAGCUGAGGAGAGGGCUUGUUCAGGGCCUGCUCCAAGCAGCAGAGAUGUCCCCUGCCCGCAGCCAUCCUUCAGGCAUGAUACUAGCAGGGACUGUGCCCUCACACCGUCACAUGCUCUCAUGCUGCCCUCCAGAGUACACAGCAUGCAUCCUUGUUGUCAUGAGAACAGCAGUAUUAACGUGGGUGCUUUAAGUGGGAAACAGAAAACUAAGCAGAAAGAUCUCAAGGCUGCUGGGAUGCCACAUAGGAAACCUGGCUCAAAUGCCACGUGUGGGCAUGGCACAUACGCUCUAGAGACGUGGCACAGAUAAGCAGCUGUCAGCCAGGUGGCCAGAAACCAGACUGACCAGUCAGCUUAAGCUGAUGUGGUUGUGAGAAGUGGUACAGCCAAAGAAGCAUUUGUUCAUUUGGCAUGCUGUUGGGGCUGUCCUUAAUUAGUAGGAGCUGCUGGUCAUGCAUUAAGCCUACAAAAAAAAAAAAAAAAAAAGCACAGCUUGUUAGGUUACUGCUGAGACUGUUAGAACACCUCUGUAUGUUGUGCUUUAUGCUGUUAUCAUCAGAAAGGUUUCCUCAGUCAUGGCUGUGUUUUAAUUUAGUACAUGCUCAGCAAAAUGCAGAGACUCCUGUCUCUUUUGUUGGAAAUGUCAUUAUUAAUCUUCUUACAUUUUAAUCUUUCUACACUAAUACAAUUUGGAUGAAUAAGUGAAUGAGCCUGAGUAAGUCAGGUGGUUCCACUGCAGUUGUUACAUGGUGGAGAAAUCUUUUAAAAUUAAGUAACAAAGUAGAAUGAGAUGUAAAUGUACUCCCAGUCCUUUUAAUGAUAAAUUGUCCUAAGUGAGGAGGCUAUGCCAAAUGGGAAAACAGUAUUAAAAUGUCACUGAUAUCUUCAGGUGAUAAUAACCCUAGAAAUCAAGUACACAGUGGGUGUGGCUUUAUAAUUUGGGUCAGGGAGCAAGAAAAGCUUUGUUUUAAAUAUUUGGGAUUGUUUUCGAAGGGGGGAAGAAGAAGGGGACACUUCUGAGUAGUGGAUGCAAAGGGCACCUGAACUGUGUCUUAAUCUUGCAGCUGUCUUCUGUGCCACCAUUUUAUUUCUGAUGUGGCGGUGCAGAAAAAAUGAGUCCUUACUCAUUACAAAAUGAAGCCGUGCACAAAUUUUGGUCCUCACGUAGGCAAAGAGGAGUAAGUCUUCAGUCCAGAGACCGGAUAGGCACGGGAGGACAAGUCGUGGACUGCAGUCGUUUGUUUGAUAAUGAUUUACCAGAUGGGUGGGAGGAAAGGAGAACUGCUUCUGGAAGGAUCCAGUAUUUAAAUCAUAUUACAAGAACAACUCAGUGGGAACGACCAACACGGCCAGCAUCAGAAUACUCCAGUCCAGGCAGACCACUGAGCUGUUUCGUGGAUGAGAACACUCCAAUUACAGGAACAAACGGUGCCACAUGUGGGCAGUCAUCAGAUCCCCGGCUGGCAGAGAGGAGGGUCAGGUCGCAGAGGCACAGGAAUUACAUGAGCAGGACACACUUGCACACACCUCCUGAUUUACCUGAAGGCUAUGAGCAAAGGACGACUCAGCAAGGUCAGGUCUAUUUUCUGCAUACUCAGACUGGUGUUAGUACAUGGCAUGAUCCAAGAGUACCUAGGGAUCUUAGCAACAUCAAUUGUGAAGAGCUUGGUCCACUGCCUCCUGGAUGGGAGAUCCGAAAUACAGCAACAGGCAGAGUUUAUUUUGUUGACCAUAACAACAGGACAACGCAGUUUACAGACCCACGGCUAUCUGCUAACUUGCAUUUAGUCUUAAACCGCCAGAAUCAACUUAAAGAUCAGCAGCACCAGCAGCAGCAGCAGGUAGUGUCCCUGUGUCAGCUUCCAGAUGAGGCAGAGUGUCUGACUGUGCCAAGGUACAAACGAGACCUGGUGCAGAAACUCAAGAUCCUGAGGCAAGAGCUGUCACAGCAGCAACCUCAAGCUGGCCAUUGUCGUAUUGAGGUCUCCAGGGAAGAGAUUUUUGAGGAAUCCUACAGGCAAGUCAUGAAGAUGAGGCCAAAAGAUCUGUGGAAACGAUUAAUGAUAAAGUUCCGUGGGGAGGAAGGCCUUGAUUAUGGAGGUGUUGCCAGGGAGUGGCUCUACCUGCUGUCACAUGAAAUGUUGAAUCCAUAUUAUGGUCUCUUCCAAUAUUCCCGAGAUGAUAUCUACACACUGCAAAUCAACCCAGAUUCUGCAGUUAACCCGGAACACUUAUCAUAUUUCCAUUUUGUUGGACGGAUAAUGGGAAUGGCUGUGUUUCAUGGACACUAUAUUGACGGUGGCUUCACGUUGCCUUUCUAUAAGCAGUUGCUAGGGAAGCCAAUUACGUUGGAUGAUAUGGAAUUGGUUGACCCUGAUCUUCAUAACAGCUUGGUUUGGAUACUUGAGAAUGAUAUUACGGGAGUCUUAGACCAUACGUUUUGUGUAGAACACAAUGCAUACGGGGAAAUUAUUCAACAUGAGCUAAAACCUAAUGGCAAAAGCAUCCCAGUGACAGAAGAAAACAAAAAGGAAUAUGUCAGACUUUAUGUAAACUGGCGAUUUUUACGAGGAAUUGAAGCUCAGUUUCUGGCUCUACAGAAGGGAUUUAAUGAAGUAAUCCCACAACAUCUGCUGAAGACAUUUGAUGAGAAAGAGUUAGAGCUCAUCAUUUGUGGACUUGGAAAAAUUGAUGUUAAUGACUGGAAGGCAAAUACUAGGUUAAAACACUGUACGCCAGACAGCAACAUUGUGAAAUGGUUCUGGAAAGCUGUGGAGUUUUUUGAUGAAGAGAGGAGAGCACGACUUCUGCAGUUUGUGACUGGCUCAUCCAGAGUGCCUCUGCAGGGCUUCAAGGCAUUGCAAGGUGCUGCAGGCCCACGACUAUUUACAAUACACCAGAUUGAUGCCAGCACUAAUAAUUUGCCGAAAGCUCACACCUGCUUUAACCGAAUAGACAUUCCUCCUUAUGAAAGCUAUGACAAGCUAUAUGAGAAGCUGCUAACUGCCAUUGAAGAAACAUGUGGGUUUGCUGUGGAAUGACCCUUCACAGGCUUACCUGAGACUCUAUUUAUACUCCUGUCAGCCGGAAUGCCCUUCCCUCAUCAAGACUCGAGAAAUGCUUGAAAUACAGGAAACUUUCCCUUUUCUACACUAGGACACUGUGAGGGAAAGGACAACUUUGCAAUUUUUUUCUUUCAAGAAAAUAGGUUCUGUGGUUCCUGCCAUAGGAUCAUUCAGCUGCUAUUAAAAACUAAUACCUUGAACAUACAGAAUGCUGACUUUUCCUACAUUUCAACAGUUAAGCAGUAUUCUAUACUUAAAGACUACUACUAUUUUUGUAAAAGGUAAUCUAUUAUAUUUGCCUACCUGAUUUCUAUUCUCAGAUACCAAGAAACAACUUCAGCAGUCGGUACAAGUCACGUUUCAGCCUCUUUUAAAUGUAUGAUACUGACCAGCAUCUAUACCUGCUAUUUUUGGAAAAAAUAUUUUGGAUUAUUCUAACUUUUUGCAUAAAAUUGGCUGAAAGGAUCAUUAAUCUUUUUAAUUAAAGCCACUUACGUGUUACUGCAUUUUCUUAUAGUAAAACAUUAUAUUCUGCAAUGUACAUUCAACUAAUGUUACCACAGGGAACUUUUUUUUACAUUUUUCAAGCAUGAAUUACAAAUACGGUGUUUUGGGGCCUAUUUAUAUCGCUCGUCAGAUUCCUUUAACAGAAUUUCUAGUGUGAGUGACACGUACUGCGUUUGGUACAGUAUUCGUGUUCAAUGUGGAAUAGACCUUUUUUAAUGAAGAGCAGACAUUUUGAUUUUUUUUAAGCAGCAUUUUUCUAACGAGUCUGUCAAGAGUAUUUUUGUGACUUUUGACUUUAAACACUGCAUUUUUCAACUUCGUGUGCGUGUUGAUGAGGUAAUAUUUGACAGCAGCAACCUGUUUGCAGUUCAUUACAGAACCCAUCCUACCCAGCCGACCAAAGCUUGUUUGAAUGCAGCCAAAUCACAUAAUAUAUUGUGGAUGCUAAAGAUCUAUCAGGUAAAGCAUAAUUUAAUGUUUGUCUAGCUGCUCGUGACACGUGGGUUUAGGUUACAACUAAGGAAAAAUGGCAGUAAAACUAAAAAUGUUGUAUUAAUUGAAAUAUGCGAUGUGCUUCAAAAAUGAGGUUUUAAAAGCACAUAAUUUAUUGAUUGUAGGGAUGGAAGUAAGUAUAUAUAUGAAUUAUAACAUGGGUUGAUCUCUGCAAAGGGGAAUAAAAUGCACUACCAGUAGAGGGAACUGAAUUUUGAAGUAAGUCUGGGAAAUCUCAGUGAAGAUCCGUAUGAUCUGUUCAUGGUGUGUGGAUGAGUCGCUCCACUUAACAGGCAGUGGCAUUCUCCUCCCGGUGAGAAGCUUUGGAAUGGGCAGCAUUUUUUUCCAAUCAGUGUUGUUUUUUAACUUAGGUUACAAUCAUUCAUCAAAUCUGCACUAUUUUCACACUGCCAAUAAGAAGAAAGUCGAGGGUAUUGGAAAUGCUUAAACACCAGGAUGUAAACAGCAGUGUGAGUCACACGGUGAACGAGCUCAUUUUCUGUUUGUUCCUUGGAGCUUGAACUUCAUUUUGUUCUGCCAAAUCUGACUGCCGCAGUGAGUAAACUACUACUGGAUGUUGUCUAUUAGAAUAGUGGGCAAUGGACUACUUUUUAGAAUUGUGGUAAGAACCCGGUGAGCCAAAUCCACAUGUUCAUUUGAUUAUAUAUAUUUUUGUACAGCUGUUGCUGGAAGGUUUGUUCUGAGACUUGCUUCCUUGUUCUGGGCUGGCUGCAGAGGUGAGGCUACUUAGGGAUGUAAACAUAAAGCCACGAAACUCACUGUAACAGCCAGGUUUGAAAUAUGUCAGGCCAUUCUUUCUUCAUAUCAAGGGACUGUUGCACUCUUAAAAUGGCUGGUACCUCUGCUUGUGUUAGGGAGCCCUUACUAGAGAAGCUACCACUGCAUUUCUCCAGUCUUUCUGGGAAAGCAAAGUAGGAUGUUUGCCCACUGUGUUUCUUAUUUGCUACUUCCUGAGGCUGGGGAGCACUGCAUUAGGAAACUCCCAAAGUCCUCUUCUUGCCCAUUUAAGUUUGUAGGUCUGACAUGAAGCUCUCCUGACACAGGAUAAAACAUAAGCGUUGUGUAAGGGAUUUAAUUCUGCUCUUGCUCAGGCUAUGGUUGCAGCCACCGUGAUCAUGGAAGCAUGCCAGAUGUAAAAUCCAGCUUGAUCCAGCUUUUGGGAGAAGUCAGGGCUCAGCUGGUGGCUCCAGGGGAAAGGUACGCUGUUCUCUUUUCCCCAGGCAGUCCACCUCAGCACUAUUUAAAGACUCUUUCUGUCGUGUCUCCCAACCACAGCGUCUGUGCCCUCUUAGGCACCUCUCCCUGCCCACCUCCUUAGGCUGGUUCAUGUAUUGAACGCCUGGUUGUGGCCACCCUUACAACAUAAAAGCAUUUCUGAGGAGGGAGGAAAUGAGCUCUGCAGAAUGUAGAGCGUAGAUCAGCUGAUAAAUACCAUUCAUUUUCACAGCAGCCUUAGCAGCACAUCUAUUUGUUCUACCAACCAUUUUGAUAUGGCACAGAGAAUUUUUUUAAAUUGUCACAGAUAAAUAUUGUAAACUUAAUAUAUUGUAAGCAAAACUAGAUAAAUUUACCUGUGACUUCACACAGCUGACAGAUGAGGUUGAACAUACCAAGUAUUUUGAGUGCCUUUCUACCUUCAUAAUGACUGAGAGCUUUAACUAAAGCACCUCAUCACCUACUCAGUUUAUCAGAAAACGUUAAGAGUUGAUGCCUUUGCAAAAUUGUAUUUCAAGAUCACGUCAGCUACUUUUCCCCUCAAAAAGGUGCUAAGCCUAAUAUUGCAUUUUAACCUUGGACUUUCACCCCAUGAUUAAUGUGAAUAUUUAUUUCAAUGUGUCCCUCUUACUGGGUUUUACUUUCUCCAGUCUUUAGUUGUUUUAGAGAAAUGUCACAUCAUGGUUUUAUGCUGUUGCUUUUCAUAUGAAUGUUUAAUUAUGAACAGAACUUUUGUAGAUUUCAAAUAUACAGUACACAGUUGAAUUUCAGAGGAUUUAAUUUCUCGGUGUAAAGAGUUUUGUAAUGGUGCUUUGUACAGUAUGUAUUCUAAUUUUUUUGCACAUAGUUUCAGUUUCCCUAAACUGAUUUAUUUUUACCAAAUUGUUGUGUUGUACUAAAGUCCAGAGCACACAAGCUGUUUUUAAAUUCUUGUCCUACAACACUACAUCUGUAUAGAACUUCUGGUGCGUUUAAACUAGCUGCAUUGAUGGAAGUAAAAGCUUUGCUUCUAUAUCAUAAGAAUGCAUCAUACAGCUUAAUGUAGCAUGCUCCAAGUGCUUCAGAUUUUAAACAGCACCAUAUAGUUAUCAGGUGCCAUUUGUUGUACUUCACACUAUGUAGUAGGUUUCCAGCUCUACCACAUCCUCAGAGCUUCGUCUGUAGCUGUAAUUAGUUUAUACAAGUGUAAUUAUUCCUCCACAACCUGACAGUUCUUAGUUUAUCAUUUCCAUUGUAUUUAUUACAGAGUGUUUUAGCAUUGAUAUCAUUGUAUUUUCACCCAGCUGUUACAUGAGCUUUAACAAAAAAAAUCUGUAUAAAAUGGUUUUUAAGUACUUAAUGUAUGUACCCAUGCAGAAGUUGAGCAAUAAAUUGUAUGCUGUUUGCACUGUCACAGCAUCAAUGGUUUAAAAA
Gallus gallus (chicken) is the source of this 7948-nucleotide messenger RNA. It is a transcript of the gene SMURF2, whose product is annotated as SMAD specific E3 ubiquitin protein ligase 2. Gene Ontology annotation, biological process: ubiquitin-dependent protein catabolic process; negative regulation of BMP signaling pathway. NCBI's taxonomy places the organism in Eukaryota, Metazoa, Chordata, Aves, Galliformes, Phasianidae. The transcript has 15 exons. The record is from RefSeq and is a predicted model, not a curated record. Bases 2348 to 4276 code for a protein of 642 amino acids. Gene Ontology annotation, molecular function: ubiquitin protein ligase activity; protein binding.